Molecule: messenger RNA, 3868 nt
Organism: Amoebophrya sp. A120
Lineage: Eukaryota; Dinophyceae; Syndiniales; Amoebophryaceae
Source: the annotation of a GenBank genome assembly
CGGGCUUCCAUUGGCCGCCGCCCCGUGUGGCUGAACUGCACGAAGGGGUGGGGCCUCGGCAAGCCUGCAAAAAGCAAAAUGGGGGCGGGCCCGCGGCCACGGCAGAGGCAAGAAGGCCGCAGCGAUCCCACUACCUCCGCCCCGGCGGCUUUGAUGUUUGGCACCUAGUGUGAGCCUCUGUGCGGAAUUUGCUAUCAGCGAGCUAGCUGAUUUGGCCACUAGAUAGCGAAGUGAUCACUUCUACCGCCGCUUACGAUCGAGCAUCUGCAAGCACUCAUGUCAGUCCCGUAGAGUAUCAGCUGCAUUCUGUGCCGCCGGCCGUCUCGCUCGCGCGCCAAAGAUGUAUUCCUCCGGUGGGCCACCACGGUGGCAGAGGCCAAGAAGGGAGGAAGCCGCAGCCUUCAGCGCCGCGUGUAAGCGACUGUUCGUCAUCAGCGCAACUUUCGGAGAUGUGCUGUCGUCACUACCUUUCCUAUUGGGAAGUGAUGACAGCGGCAGCCGUGCGGGUUCCAGUGUGGGCCGCGUAUCGGCGUUGCAGAACGUGGAUGUUGAGAAAAUGCGCCCCGGAGCUGGCCGUUAUUCUGCUGGAGAGGAGAGAGGAGGAGCUGGACCACCUUCGUCGAGUACCCCUGGGGCGAUGAUGCCGAACGCGAGUUUGCCACUGGUGUAUGACAUACGCCAGAUGACGUCACGCAGGUCCCCCCCCCCCCUCGUCGCUGUGGAUGUGGGUGUGUCUGCACUACAGACUCGUCUCAGCGUGCGCUCGUUUUCCCACAUGUUUACACAUAAAGGAUACCGGGCUCGUCAGUGGUUGAAACGUGCGGCCCAUGCAGCGCAGCAUGGCCAUUUUCGAGAAGUUAUGACAGCUUGGAAACAACACAAAAAAGAUUACCUUCAUGGUUCAAUGGAGUGGGACCACCAUUUGGAGGACCAGUUUAAAAAGCUUUUCAAAUUCGAGCAGAAGCUUCUGGAAGCCGGGACACAAGAAACAAGAACACACAUGCAAGAAUUUCACAAGUAUGGCGAAGAAAAAAAACACGACUUAGAGAAAACCUUUAAAAAAUUUGAAGACCGACUUUCGGAGGUCGCCGAAACGGUCAAAGCAAAAGGAGAGUCGGCCGCCGAAGAAACGUUCGAGAUGUUUCACGACUUGACGGAGAAGCUUCGGGACUUUACAGAUAAAAUAAAGCAGCCUUUGCUCAGUAAAAUGGAGGAACUGCUGAUCGCGCACCCCAAGGUUCGGAAUUUCAUCGAAAAGACCGACCAUCUCAUGCACAGUAUAUGGCACCUAGCUUCAGGCGGCGGCUACGUGGAUAUGUUUGCAAAGAUAGCCAAGAAGACACUGCAGAAUGAAGUCGGUUCUGUCGUCGAGCAUAUGUUCUCGCAGCUGCUGCCUCCGAUCGAAGGGCAAGAGCUGAGUCUACUAACGGAAAAAUUUUACAACAAUUUUGGAAAGGUGAUCGAGGAGGAUGUGAAGCCGCUUGCGAAGGAAUUUUUUCAUGGCAUCGCAGUCAUGUCUUGGAAGAAAAUUUACUACGCCUUGUUCGAGAAAGACGCACACGAGUCGCUGUCCCAGAAGGUGGGAAAUGAGUUGCAACGGCUGCAGCAAUCUGUGAAGCGUUUCAGCUUUCCCGACUCCAAUAAGGACGUGCAGACUGUGAAUGACUUUCUGGUAGAAAACGUUGCGCCCCAGGUUGUGAAGUUCCUUCUGUCGAGGAUGCGGAGUAUCUUCCUGGAGACUAUGUGGGCGUCGGUACUGGCGGACACCGAGAUGUUUUUCGACGACAUGUGCACCACACUUGUGGGAGUGAUCGAGGCUGGAUUACUUGUCGUCGAGAUACCGUUUCCGCUGGUGCAGCGGGUCUGUCACUCUAUUGUUGCGAGCCCGAUCGCGCGAGGUCUCGAAGAUGUGCCCAAAUUGCUGGAGAAGGAGUUGGAGACGUAUCUCGAGACCAGUAAGAAAGUGCAACAGGUGGAAAUCAAUAUAGCACGAGAGCUGACGAAGAAACUACAGAAAUUUGACGCAGACCACCACCAGGAAAUACUGCCGACUUUGGCUCGAAAGAUCAAGGAUGGGAAAGAAAAAAAAGCACGAAAAGAAAACAAAGGCGCCGAGGCGCUGGCUGCACUAGAAGCGUGGAGGAAAGCGUCGAUGACGGGAGAAGAAGAACAAGCAAGAAGUACAGCCGAAUCCCUAAGAAAACACGUUGUAGAUAAGGUUCCCGGACAUGUGAUCGACGCCGGCCAUUCUUUUGCUCUCAUGCUGACCAGAGAAGUCAGAGACGGCCUGUAUGGGCUUUUCAAACUAGUUACGUUUGAAAUGAAGCACGUGCCUGUGCUUGGAGUGCUUUUCGAAGCUAUGGGACCCGUCUUCCAUCAUGUUAUCGGCGAGGUGGCGAAAAAGCUGCUUACUGCUGGAAUUUUCGGAGAGAUGAAUGAGAAGGAAGGCGGCUCAGAAACGAAAGGGAAAGCGGCCUUGUUGAUAGAACAUGUCGCAGUUGAGGCGCAAUCCUUGACGGAAAAAAAUGCUAAAGAGCAUGCUAAAAAUGCUAUCCUGGAAAUUCCGGGGGUAAAUGAAUUUCUCAAACGAGUUGCGGAGGACACGCUAUUCACGGAAGAAAACGUUUUCUCUGUAUUCAAGAAGUGCGCUACCGAAAAGAGGCUCAAAAACGCGUUCACGGGCUCCGGAUCGGCAGUGGCGAAACCCGCGACCAGCUCAGCUUUUCUAGUUACGACAGACACCGUUAACAACACGGCGGACGGUUCUGCACUUUUAGAAUACCAGAAGAAAGGCGAGAAGGGCGGCGGACACCAUGGGGAUACCCUGUUCGACAGCGAUAAGGUCGAGGUCUUCGCAAAUAUUCUGAAGACGCAUGUCUUACAGCACAGCAGUUUCUCUUUAGACGACUUUCUCAAGGACGUGGCUAAGAAGUUCGAGGAACACGGAAAGGCUAUUUUUGAGCACUUCGUCGGUAGUGCGGUGAUGGAUUUUUUUUCUACCCUCAAGGAGGCCCUGGUGGAGCUCGUUGUGGGGCCUCUUGCUGACGGUAUUGCCCAACAGUUCCAGGAGUAUAGCACACCCAAGAAGGCGACUGGUAUUAUGAAGACGAUUCGUGAUUUAUUUGGUCUGCAUCCGCAUGCGAUUGCACAGCUCCCCGCUGCCGUGAACGCCGUCAAGAAGGCCGUUCGUGAUUGUCUCAAAGAAGCCGUCGAAACACCCGACGCGGCAGUAAAAGCGGUAGAAGAGGCGGUCAACGCGGUAGAAAAGGCGGUGGUCAACGCGGCCGAGGCGGAGGCCCAGCAGACAGCAAAACAAGGAAAAAUGAGAAGCAGAAAGACAAACUGGUUGCCCGAGCCGUUGAGUUCUCGAUUACCAUUCUCACGAUCAUCAUCAUCAUCAUCAUCAUCAUCAGCGAAAACAAAAGGUCUGUAUUCGGAGGCCGUUGUCGAGGUGGAGAAAAUUCUGAAGAGGUUCGCACGUGCGGUGACAAGUGACGAAGAGACAAUCAAAGACGAAGUGAAAAAGAUUCUGAAGAAAGAAUUCCCGAAAAAGCUCAAGGAGAUGGCCGCGAUGCUGGAGAAAUUCGCACGAAUGCACACAAUAACGGAGCUGAGUAGCUUCGUCGUUGUGUCCGAUCCCAGCCGCCUGCCCGAGAUUUCAACAGCUGCGGGAGCACCCGGAGUCAGUGGUCGCGAGGAUGACAAGAUGGAAAGCGCGGGAGUCCCCACCGCGCUGGGAGCUGUCGACACCGAGAGCCUCGAAUUGGACGCGCUGGCCGAAUUUAGCGAUGGCGAAGACCAAAGCAAGCAUGCCAUCGGCGGAGAUGAGUUCUCCCCACCCGCUUCCGAGCCGGACGAUUUCAGUUAA